UCGCCGGCUGCCGCUCCCGGAGUCGCGGCUCCACUCGCGCUCCGCGGGGACUCGGGACGCUCUCGCAGCGCCCGCCGCCCGAAAAGUCCGGCUCGGCCCGCGCCCGCCCCGCGACCGCUUCGCGCGCUCACGCCCCCACUGGCUCACCCGCACCCUCGCACGCGCGCACUCACACGCGCUCACGGUCCCACUCCUGCCCGCUUCCCUGCGGCGGCGCGAGAGCGCCGAGGGGACCCGCGGCCUUCCCAUGGCUGACCUGAGCUUCAUCGAAGAUUCCGUCGCCUUCCCGGAGAAGGAGGAGGAUGAAGAGGAAGAGGAGGAGGGGGUGGAGUGGGGCUACGAAGAAGGUGUGGAGUGGGGCUUGGUGUUUCCCGAUGCUAAUGGGGAAUACCAGUCUCCCAUUAACCUAAACUCAAGAGAAGCUAGAUAUGACCCCUCACUUCUGGAUGUCCGCCUCUCCCCAAAUUAUGUGGUCUGCCGAGACUGCGAAGUGACCAAUGAUGGACAUACCAUUCAGGUUAUCCUGAAGUCAAAAUCAGUUCUGUCAGGAGGUCCAUUGCCUCAAGGGCAUGAAUUUGAACUGUAUGAAGUUAGAUUUCAUUGGGGGAGAGAAAACCAGCGCGGUUCUGAGCACACAGUUAAUUUCAAAGCUUUUCCCAUGGAGCUCCAUCUGAUCCACUGGAAUGCCACCCUGUUUGGCAGUAUUGAUGAGGCCGUGGGGAAGCCACAUGGAAUUGCCAUCAUUGCUUUGUUCGUUCAGAUAGGAAAAGAACAUGUAGGUCUGAAGGCUGUGACUGAAAUCCUCCAGGAUAUUCAAUAUAAGGGGAAGUCCAAAACAAUACCCUGCUUUAAUCCUAACACUUUAUUACCAGAUCCUUUGCUGCGAGAUUAUUGGGUGUAUGAAGGCUCUCUUACCAUCCCCCCUUGCAGUGAAGGUGUCACCUGGAUAUUAUUCCGAUACCCUUUAACUAUAUCCCAGCUACAGAUCGAAGAAUUUCGAAGGCUGAGGACACACGUCAAGGGGGCUGAACUUGUGGAAGGCUGUGACGGGAUUUUGGGAGACAAUUUUAGACCCACUCAGCCACUUAGUGACAGAGUCAUUAGAGCUGCAUUUCAGUAGCCAACGAGAACAGGAACGAGACUGCCUUCAUCUGGGGAGGAAGACAAUGAUCCUAUAGUGCCCUUGGAUGAGAAACGGAAACCUUUGAGCCGCACCUUCAGUUUAUCCUCAAAGCCUGCGUUGUUUGUCUUCAUCUAAUCCAGCUUUGAUGGACACCUGUGACAGUUGCCUAUGCACGUGCUCUAAUGAAAUAUUAGAAAUGGCUGUACAUUCCGAAGAAACCCAGUGUUGUAUCCCCACGUCACUGCUGCUAGUAUUCAUAUUUUUGCACAUACUGUUGAUUGCUUAUGUGUAGAAGAAAUGAAACUAGUUUUCAGAGUUGUUAUUAAUAUGAAUAUAUAUCAUGUAUUAAUACCGAGACAGGAAAAAUACAUUCCCGGUGUUAGCAAUCCUUCAUUUCCUGUCUCCGAGAGAAAAUUCCGUCAUUCGGAGAAUAAUGCAAUUCUUGAUAAUAAAUAAGAGUUUUGAUCAGGAACAGCACACGGCUUGAAAAUGGAAUGUGAAGGAUUAGUAAAAGUCCUAUCUCAUGUUGUUUUCAGCCCUCCUAGCACAAUUAAUGUCAGGCUGGUUAUUAUGCAAAACAAUUUGGGAGUUAAUGCAAGAACAAAAUUGCUUUAUAUAUUUCUCAAAGGAUCGAAUUGAAUGUAUGAAUCUAAUUGUAUUUAUUUGACAUAUUAGAAGCUCUCGUUUCUAGGAGUUUGAGAAAGGCAUAAAAAUAGGGUAAAACGUAAGUGGGUACAACAUACCAGGAAUAGCUUUAUUUUCCACGAUAGAAGCGUAAAUUUAAUAGUAUUCUGUAGUAAUUUAGUGUUGUACGUUUCGUAAGACCUUAAGGUAUUUUAUUCUAUGGACUUUAGUAUAUUGAGCCAUUGCUUUCCAAGAUGAUCAAUAAUAUCUUUAUUUUAAUUAAUUUUAAGCGCCACUGGUAAAUGUAAGCAUAUGCUUAGAUGCAGUUAGAUGUGACAGAAUGAGAUAAUUUUGUAAAGCAGUAGAGUGCCUGGCACAAAGCAAGUACUUAAUAAAUGUUAUCUGUUGUUAUAAUUACUGUUGUAAAACCGAAGACUUCAUAAUCCCAAUUCGGAGGGAGUUUGUGAUGCCAAAAGUUGGAAAUCCUACAGGUGCAAUAAGUGUGUGUCGUGAGAUUUUAGGUGUGUUGGAUAGAGGCUGUAGUAAUGAAAACAUUAAAUACAAAUAAAAAUCA
This is a messenger RNA of Leopardus geoffroyi (Geoffroy's cat), 2321 nucleotides long. RefSeq names its product carbonic anhydrase 8 (gene CA8). NCBI's taxonomy places the organism in Eukaryota, Metazoa, Chordata, Mammalia, Carnivora, Felidae. The record is from RefSeq and is a predicted model, not a curated record. Gene Ontology annotation, molecular function: carbonate dehydratase activity; zinc ion binding. The coding region runs from base 248 to 1120 and encodes 290 amino acids. The transcript is spliced from 9 exons.